AAUCAUAAAUGAAGAAGGAAACAGACAGUUGCCCUAUACUGAAAGCUAAAAAUGCUUCACCUGAAACCUCUGCCACAUCUCUCUUUCUCUCUCACACAUACGUAUAUACACAUUAUUACCAUUUUUGUCUUUUUAUUUAUUUAUUUAUAUAAUAUAACUCCCGAUCUGACGAUUUCUCUCGUUUCUUCAUUCAAAGGAAGUGCCUUUUUGGGAUUUAAGUCUUUGUUUGUGUAUUUUGGUGAACUGGGUCUGUGUGUGUGGUGAUGUCUUACAGCAACUCAAACCCGGAAAACUACAGUUCAUCAUCAGCCGGUACGAACUCGCCGGAGCUUAAACUUUAUCAAGCAUUCAUCUUUUCUGUACCAAUCUGCUUCACAUUUAUUAUUCUCUUCUUGUUCUACUUGAUCUACCUUCGUCGUGGUAGCUCCGAUUUGUCUUCUCUCGGAAUGCGAACUACUUUCAUCCCUGGUAACUCUCUCUCCACGGCUGAAUUAGGAUUGAGUAAAGAGCUGAGAGAGAUGCUUCCCAUUGUCGUCUUUAAAGAGAGCUUCACCGUAAUGGAUUCACAAUGUUCUGUUUGCCUUGGGGAGUAUCAAGCAGAUGACAAGCUUCAACAGAUCCCUGUAUGUAAACACACUUUUCACAUGGAUUGCAUUGAUCUUUGGCUCACAUCGCAUACCACUUGCCCCCUUUGCCGUCUGGCUCUUCUCCCCAGCCAACCCCGUCAAACUGAAGAAGAUUCUGGUCCGAGUCUCGUCAGCCCUGAUGAAGAGGUGUUGAGUCAACCAGAAUCUCAGCCACUAAACCACAGAGAAGUGUUGAGUCAACCGGAAUCUCAGCCAGUAAGGCACAGAGAAGUGUCGAGUCAACCGGAAUCCGAGCCAGUAAACCACCUAAACGAUGGCCAAGAGCAACAGUCUGAUCCGACUCAGUGUGAUCGAGAUGCGGAGGAGGGCUUGAAGGAAAUGCAAGAGGAUGAACAGAACAGCAUCGGGACAUCGAAUGCUUGUUGUAGUUGUAGACCUGGUUAAGAUUAACCACUUUUGUAAAGUUUGCUGUGUACUUGCAUUUGUAACUUGUAACAUUAGUACAUUUACUAGGAGUGAAAAUGAGAGAUUGAUCUGAUCCAUAGAAGAAACAAGAAGGCAAAAUGUGUAGUAAACGUUUGUGCUCGAACCUGAAAUUUUGGAAAAUUACCAAAA
Messenger RNA from Camelina sativa (false flax), 1202 nucleotides. NCBI's taxonomy places the organism in Eukaryota, Viridiplantae, Streptophyta, Magnoliopsida, Brassicales, Brassicaceae. The record is from RefSeq and is a predicted model, not a curated record.